AUGUCAGAGUAUCAUUUCAAACGCAAAGACCCAAAGAGGAAUGCCUCGACAAGAGCUGCCCCGGCGAGAACUACGUUGCAAAGUUCUGGUUCCAAAAGGAGGUCGGACCACGCUGAUGAACCAGAGAGCGAAGGUGGGAGAUCCAAGAGGGGUCGCAAUAGUGGCAGUGGACGGCGACAGGACAACGAGAUAACGCAGAGUGAACCAAGCCAAGAGGUUCACGCGAAUGGCUCUCAACGAUUGAGACGUUCUGGAGAGGCUGCCGAGGCGGAAGCGUCACACGAGGGCACUGAUUCAUAUCGAGACAGUACAUAUCAGAUCCCGCGAAAGCAGCCGAAUGAUCCAACGGAAGAUGAUGGUAGGCCUGAAGUUGACGAUGAAAAUAAUGCCGCUAGGGAUCGAGAUGUCAAUGAUGGUCUAAGAGAGGAACAUGGCCUUUUACGGGGCGGAAUCCAUUGCGAUGGCCAAGAAGAGCCGCACUCCAAUUCUCCGAGGUCAGAUCAUGCGCCAACUUCCGCGAUCGAUCAACCAGAAAGCGAGCACGCUAAAGCUCACGGAGCCUUUUUCGACGAAUUGUAUGCGCGAAUUCCAGGAGAUCGCGCAUGGGAAACGCCGUUGUGGCGAUAUGCCGAGUUCGUAACAGCCAGGGAUCAUUUCAACGAAGUGAGCCUUUACCAGAAGAUCGAUAUGCUAAAAUCAAUUCUGGAAACACAUGGAGUAAACGACGAUUGGUCCUUGGCUCCGCCUUUCAAGCGCUAUGUGGAUGGAGAUUUGCUUCCGGAAGAUGCUUGGCCUCCACUACAAGAAGAACUCGAGAAGAUGUGGGAAGAUAUGAGGACUGAACUUGUUACGAGACGGGCUUCUCGUCACGCGAUACAAGAAUUCGACGCCAUGUGCCAGAAGGCUUCAGCGCAGGGCUACCUGUUUGAACUUCCAGAGGCAGAAGGAAGGCAACCCGACGACUAUGUCGAAAAUGAACUCCGUCCAGUUUUCAUUCAGGAAGCAACAAACUUCUAUGAACCCCACUGGAACAACGACGUGAAGGAACAUGGCCAAGAUUCCUACGAUAGCAUGAAGGCUAGCGUGAGGAGCGGACUGCUUCCGUGGGGCCCAGAGGAGGACAGAUGGCGGACUCGUUGGGCUGAGAUGGGACAGGUUUUACAAGAUCACAAUUCAGAUGCCCGUAGCCUCGGCCGAUUUCAAGGUCUUCAUAACAUUGCAGAGCAUGACUUCAGGCUGUAUGGAGACUUACUUAGGCCCUACCAGUUCGACGACAGCUUCUCCAACAAGCUACCAGAGUACUGUGCACAGUUGGAUAAGUUCUUGUCAGGACAGAGAUACGCGAAUCGGGACAAAGCGUGGAUCCAGGCCAUUGAGGAUGCCAGAUAUCUGGACGAACACGCCAAACUGAGGGAAGACUUCCAGUACAAUGUGAAGGGCAGCAAGGAACUCUCAAGACCACCCAGAUCACAUUUUAAUCGUGUGCCUCCGGGAGUUACGUCCAAACAACACUCGAGAGCGGUGGGCCCGCGACAGGACCUCGGUGGCUUCUGGAACUUCAAAGGUGCCCUGGGUAGCGGGAUGUGUGGAUCUGCCUCUCUUUGGGCGAGAGAAGACCAUCACGCCCGCAUAGUUGAACGCAUCGUCGUCAAAGACAGUCAACUUCUUCAAAAUAUGGAUUGGAACAGUUCGGCCAACUGGUACGGCGAUAUACAUAUGCGAAUUCCAUAUGAGUGGAUAACCAAUCGCUGGCUGAAAGCCUGCGAGGAAUCUAUUAACGUCGUCGAGUGCAAGAAAGCCUACUCCAUCUACGAUGAGUUGCAUAUGUAUCGGGUGUAUCUUGAGUACUGCCCGCACGGCACAUUGGAGGAUCUCAUUGCAAGACACGAUCGGCUACGAAGACCUGAAAUAAGAGCUUUUGAUGGCCAGAGAAUACCGCAGUAAGGAUUUCAUCUUUCAUGAGCAGCAGGAUACUGACAAUGUCGCAGUCGUAUUCCAGUAAGGGCUCUGUGGGCGAUAUUCGAAGCUCUGGUGUCGGCGGUCUGCCUCAUGCGGCACGGUCGUCUGCCGGAUCAGGAUGAGCGAAGGACUACUCCUGACCACAGGACUAUCCUCCACUUGGAUAUCAAGCCUGAGAAUGGUACGCUAAACGAUAGCAGGAAGAUAGUAGUGGCUGACUAAGAUCGCAGUCCUUUUAGCGGAGCCAAAUAAGGAGCUGUGGCCAGGCAUACCGGUGCCAAAGGUUUGUCUCGGGGGACUUCCAUGUCUCUAUUGUUCAUCACUGAACUUUUUAGGUCGCCGAUUUCGGUAUAGCUAUCAUUGCUAUGACCGACGAAGAUGCACCAUAUGGGGACGGAUCGGGUACAAGAGGAUAUUUUCCUCCGGUAGGAAGCAAUGACAGACGAAGGCGAUUAUCCACUAACUGAAGUAACAGGAGCAAGCGCUUUUGAGCUACGAAUAUCAUCCUGAGUGGUACCGCAGGUACAGAAUGUCUACCGCUAGCGAUGUUUGGAGUAUUGGACGGACGAUGCUUUCGCUGAUGAAAAUCACUCAAGUUGAGACCAUCAUGUACGAAGAGUACAAGUACUUCGACUUCGACCGGGGGGGAGACGUCCCAGAGUUUGGGGAUGCAGAAGAGAUAUACCCUGCGGCCCUUUGCGAUCUGGUCAAGGCAUGCUUGCAAAGACUUCCACCAGAUCGCAUUCCAGUAGAUCAGCUGUGGAGCAACAUUCACAUGCAUGUUGCAAGCUGUGAGGGCCUCAGUGCGAGGGUCAUGAAGCUUGACCCGGAGGAUCCUAAUGAGUUGCUGGAUUACAAAGAGGACCAGUAUACGCUGUUCACGAGAACAGGAUGA
Lecanosticta acicola is the source of this 2854-nucleotide messenger RNA. Lineage: Eukaryota; Fungi; Ascomycota; Dothideomycetes; Mycosphaerellales; Mycosphaerellaceae. The record is from the annotation of a GenBank genome assembly.